This is a messenger RNA of Amyelois transitella, 2781 nucleotides long. RefSeq lists its product as uncharacterized. NCBI's taxonomy places the organism in Eukaryota, Metazoa, Arthropoda, Insecta, Lepidoptera, Pyralidae. The record is from RefSeq and is a predicted model, not a curated record. Gene Ontology annotation, molecular function: nucleic acid binding; aspartic-type endopeptidase activity. The transcript is spliced from 5 exons. Gene Ontology annotation, biological process: proteolysis; DNA integration. The coding region runs from base 1 to 2781 and encodes 926 amino acids.
AUGUCUGAAGAAAAUCUAAAGCCCAGGAAACUUUCUGGAAUGUCCAGUCCACAGCCCAUGGUAAUGAAUGGUAAUUUGGCUCAACAAUGGAAAAAAUGGGUGCAGUCAUUUAAAUUUUAUUUGCGUGCGUCCGGCAUGGAUGAAGAAAGUGAUGGCAGAAAGGUAGCUUUAUUUUUACAUGUUAUUGGUGAAAAAGGUGUGGACGUAUUUAAUACGUUUGGGAAAGACGAAGACAAUAUUAAAUAUGACGAGCUUUUACAGUUAUUUCAAAAUCACUUCGCCCCAAAAGCUAACCUCACUUAUGAAUGCCAUAAUUUUUUCACAUACAAACAGGGUGAAAAUGAAACUUUAGACGACUUUACUUGCAAAUUAAAAUUAUUGUCACAAAACUGUGAGCUGGGACAUCUGCAGGAACGCUUAAUAAAAAUAAUGUUCAUAUGUAACAUGCAUCAAAAAUAUAACUAUAUUAGAGAAAAAUUAUUGCUUGAAGAUAAGCUGGAUCUUGAUAAGGCCUUAGAGAUGGCAAAGGCCAUGCUUGCUUCCAGACAUCAAACGGAUGAAUUGACAGCAGAACAAAGCUCAGUCUUAUAUAAUACAUGUCAGUCGAGCUCGAGGUCUAAGUCUAACUCAAGGAAUAUAAAUUGUAUUAUUGAUACAGGCAGUGAUGUCAACAUUAUGUCCAAAAGUGUUUAUGAUUCACUUAAUACUAAAAACUUAUUGUCUAAAACAGAUGUAAAAAUUAAGUCAUACACUGGUAAUAGUCUAGAGGUAUUAGGUCAACAAAACUUAGAGUUCGAUGCUCCCAGGAAGGUACCAUUCUCAUUACACCAUAGACUUCAACAAGAACUUGAGAAAAUGGAAAAAUUAGAUGUCAUCACCAAGGUUACCGAGCCAACUGAAUGGGCGAUUAAGAGGACUCAUUAUCCUAUUCUAUCAGUAGACAUGGUUCGCGCCAAGGUAGCGGGUUCAAGAUUUUACUCAACUUUGGAUGCAAGUAGUGGAUUUUGGAUGUGUAAAUUAAGCGAGAAGAGUUCUUACCUCACAACUUUUAAUACGCCUUUUGGCCGAUACCGCUUUAAACGUCUUCCAUACGGAGUCAACUGUGCACCUGAAUAUUUUCACAGAAUUAUGACCGAAAUGUUUGGUGAUAUACCAGGGGUGGCAGUUUACAGCGAUGAUAUUUUAGUAAGUGGUCGCACACUACAAGAGCAUAACGAGCGUCUUAAUAUAGUAUUUAAAAGAGCAAAAGACAACAAUGUCAAAUUUAAUAAAGAAAAAUGUACAUUUGCCAUGGAGAGUAUUAAAUAUCUAGGUCAUAUUUUUUCAGCAAGCGGAAUCACAGUUGAUUCCGACAAAGUCAGAGCAAUUAAAGAGAUGCCCUCUCCUACAUGUCUGAAGGAUUUGCAAAGAUUUCUAGGUAUGCUCAAUUAUUUAAGUCCUUUCAUCAAAAAUAUGGCAGGCGAGACAGAAAUUUUACGCCAACUAUUAAAAAAAUCUUCUGAUUGGCAGUGGACUACCAAUCAUGAAACAACAUUUUGUCGUCUGAAGCAAAUAAUAUGUCAAGUUCCAGUAUUGUCACAUUUUAAUAUUCAUGAUCCGAUUGUCCUGCAGAGUGAUGCUAGUCAGAGUGCUGUUGGAGCAGUAUUGUUACAAAAUCAACAUCCAGUAUAUUAUGCGUCAAAAACUUUAACAGAUACACAACAAAAAAUGGCUCAGAUAGAGAAAGAACUCUAUUCAAUAGUCUUUGCCUGCAUCAAAUUUCAUCAAUUUAUAUAUGGACAAACUGUAACUGUCGAGACAGAUCAUGCUCCUUUAAUAACAUUAUUUAAAAAGUCUCUAGUCAAGGUUCCAACACGUCUCCAAAGAAUGAUGUUGAAAAUACAGCCCUAUAGUUUAAAUGUAGUUUACAAGAAAGGUAGUGAUAUGUACAUUGCUGAUACCUUGUCAAGAGCAGCACUCUCUGAAACAAGUUCAGAUGAAUUAGAUAAUGAUGUCAUUGUUCAUGUAAAUUUACUGAUUAAGUCGUUACCAAUCUCAUCAGAACGUCUACAGUGGUUAAUCAGAGGCACUAAUGAAGAUGAAAGUCUGCAAGUUUUGAAAAAAUAUUGCAAAGAAGGAUGGCCGGCAAAUAAAACUCAAAUUCACAAAGAUCUACAUGAGUAUUGGCAGUAUAGAUUUGAUUUACACACAAAAAAGGAUUUAAUUUUUAGAAGCAACAGUAUAGUCAUACCUAAAAAAUUAAGGCCAGAAAUUUUGAAAAUAAUACACAGUGGGCACUUGGGAAUUGAAAGGUCAAAAGCGUUUGCUAGAGGACAUGUAUUUUGGCCAUUUAUGUCAACUGAUAUCAAAAAUAUUGUUCAGUCGUGUCAUAUUUGCCUGUCACAUAGAAGUUCAAAUGCUCCAGAACCACUUCUUCCACAUGAGGUUCCAUUACUUCCGUGGGAAAAAGUUGGUGUUGAUUUUAUGGAUUAUAAAUCUAAAAAAUAUAUAGUAGUACAAGAUUAUUACUCAAAUUAUAUUGAAUUAAUGUCAAUGGCGAGUACUAACGCUAAGACAGCAAUUGUUUGUCUAAAAAGUAUUUUCAGUAGACAUGGAAUCCCAGUUGAGUUAUUCUCGGACAACGGACCACCAUUCAAUUCGGCAGAGUUUAAGAAUUUUACUGUUGAAUGGGGAAUACAUCACAACACGUCAAGUCCCUACAUGCCAAGGUCAAAUGGAUUGAAAUACACCAAGAGGAAAUCUACCAUCUCCAGCACAAUUGCUAAUGUCACGGUCACUUAG